CUAUCAUCAUAUUUUGUUUCACGUUUUCGUGUUUUGAUUAUUAACCCGUUAGAAUGUCAGAGAGAAAGGCUGUUAUUAAAAAUGCUGAUAUGACUGAAGAAAUGCAGAGUGAAGUAGUACAAAUUUGUAGUGAUGGCUUGGAUAAAUUUAAUAUUGAAAAGGAUAUUGCUGCUUAUAUCAAGAAAGAAUGCGACAAGAAGUACAGUCCAACAUGGCAUUGCAUAGUUGGAAGGAAUUUUGGCAGCUAUGUGACACACGAGACCAAACACUUUAUCUAUUUGUAUCUUGGACAAGUUGCGAUCCUGCUUUUUAAAUCUGGUUGAUUGAUUUAUCUCUUAUAUAUAUACAUAUAAAAUUUUCUAAAAGAUUCUA
Messenger RNA from Trichobilharzia szidati, 372 nucleotides. The record is from the annotation of a GenBank genome assembly. Lineage: Eukaryota; Metazoa; Platyhelminthes; Trematoda; Strigeidida; Schistosomatidae.